ACCGCCGAGGUCCCGGUUCCGGCUGCCCUCGCGUCCCUCCGCGGGCCGAGGGAAUUCGCGGGAGGACGGAGGCGCAGCUGAGCCGCGCGUGUUAGCUCGCCGCGGCUAACGCUAGCCGGCUCCGUGUUUCGCGUUCAGUUCCCCGCAUGAACCCGUUGGUUCGGCCCGCCGGACGGUCCUUGGACGCCCGUGGGUGGAGGACGAUGCGGGGGAGGCCGCUGGUCAGCGCGAGAGCUCCAGGAAGAGAGCGACGUGGUCGGCUCCUGGAACCGGAAAGCCGUGCCGCUGAGGCGGCUGGAUUUCAGGAUGCAGCCGGUGUCACUCUGCUGGGGCUCGGUCAUGUGUGAGGUGUUACGCUGGUGCUUUCCUGGGCUCGAGGGUGGACGAGACAUUCCCUGACCAGAGUGAGCACUCGAGUGACUCGGAGGAAGCCGCUGUCCAGGCUGCCGGUCACCAGAGGUCAGGGAGGAAAGCGGAGUGUUGAGCAUGCCGUCUGGUCCGGGGUCAGGUCUCACACCGGCCUGUGACCUGUUCCUCUGCGGGUGAAAGCUUUUCCUGACCGGGUCGACUUGGUGCCGAGGACGGUGACGAGUCCGACUGGUUUCUGGGCGCAUGUUGAACCACGACGACGCUGGUGACGCGUGUCACUGACGCGGCCGUCCGAGUCGUCAGUGAUGUCGCCGGUCUGUUGACUUGCUGUCAGUGGUGCGAGCAUCAGGCCAGGGUGCGGGUCCUGGCCCGGAUGAGAGCCGGCGCUCUGCCCACCCUGGACUCCACAUCAACACAUGAGAGAUGACUGGCUGAGCGGCUGCGACCCGCUGCAUGAGCUGUGUGUUCGCCUCCCAGCAUGCCGCAUGCCUGCGCUCCGGUCCCGUCCCCGCGUGUCUAACCCACGUGUGUGUGUGAGUGUGAGUCUAACCCAGAAGCCUGUUCCUCUUCUCUGUUUCUGUCCUCGUCGGAUCAGACAUGAUGCCCAGCAAGGCUCCCCCCCGCACUGCCGAGGACCUCGGCCCCAGACCCGCCGCCGGCUCCUGCCAGCGGAGCAGCGACACCGCCUCGUCCUCUCCGGAGAGCGGCGGCGCCAACGGAGACGCCAAGCGAAACGGGAAAAGCCGCCGACGCAAGAAGCGCUCGUCCAAUCUCGAUGGUGGCGCCGCCACCGAAGACGAGGCCAGAGGAGACGCGGUCCGCCCGGGGACCAGGCGGGACGCCGGCGCCUCGCUGGCCGGCCUGCAGUCCGAGUGCGCCACCGUGUGGUUGGAGAGAAGCCGGUACGAGCGGGCAGAGAGUCUCUACCACGCCUGGCUGGCCAGCAACUCCAAUGGCGCCGGCAAGAAGACCCGCUCCCUGCCGCCUCCAGGGAAGUCCAGCCCCGCUGCCGUGACGCCACCUGCUGCACCGGCGCGUCCGCGCGGCCUCCCCUCAGUGAAGGAGUCGGACUUGCUCCGGUCCGCUCAGCCGCCUCCCCCCGACUCCCUGAGCCUCCGGACGUCCCCGGCCGCCCUCCAGGCGCCCGACCAAGGCCGCCGGUCUCUGAGCCCGAGCUCCGCCGCCCCCCGCCAGUCUGUCAACGGGCUCCCGGGCGUCCCGUUGCAGCUCCUGCAGGGGGUCUGGCUGGACAAGCCGCAGUACGACCGUGCGGAGGCGGCCUUCUAUCAGAACCUGUACGGCAGCAACUCGUCCAAACGGCCCGGCGCUGCCGCCUCCUCCAGAGGCGCUGAGCGCCCCCAUGGCCUGGCGGAGGAGGAGGAGGAGGAGGAGCCGGCGGCCCCUCAGGGGAAGGCUGAGGUCUUCCAUGCGCUGCACCCCAUCCAGGAGGAGGAGGAGCCAGCAGAAGACCCCUCUGGGUCCACCUGCUUCCUGCACCCCGACAGCGAGCCCGUUUGGACAGACAGGGGCCAGUUCCACCACCGCGGUGGGAAGAAAGGUCGGAGGUCAGGAGGUGCCGCCGCCGCCAACCAGCUCGGGGUCAACACCAUGGCCUCCGUCAGCUUCCUGGCUCAGGAGAGGAUCUGGCUGGACAAGCCGCGCUACGACGAGGCCGAGCGCCGCUUCUAUGAGCGGCGCAGCCGAGGCCCGCCGCCGCCCGCGCAGGACGUGGGCUCCACCUCCAUCCUGCAGGACAUCGCCCGAGCGCGGGAGAACAUCCAGAAGUCUCUGGCCGGGAACCCCAGCCCAGCCUGCAGCCCAGCGGAUCAGGAGCUGGUGUCCCGCAUCAAGAACCUGGAGCUGGAGAACCAGCACCUGUACAAAGUGAUGGACGACUUGAGGUUGUCUCUGUCCAAGUUGGAGUCUCGCGUGGCUGUUCUGGAGACGCCUGCCGCCGCGGCCGCACUGACCAAUGGCACGUCGGCCCAGAAGAAAGCAAACACUCCGUCCAAAACAGAAGACGACGACGACCUGGACCUGUUCGGCAGCGAGGAGGAGGACGAGGAGGCGGAGAAGCUGCGGGAGCAGCGGGUGAAGGAGUACGCCGCCAAGAAGAGCCAGAAGCCGGCGCUGGUCGCCAAGUCCUCCAUCCUGCUGGACGUCAAGCCCUGGGACGACGAGACGGACAUGCGGCGGCUGGAGGCCAGCGUGCGCUCGCUGCAGAUGGACGGCCUGCUGUGGGGCUGCUCCAAGCUGGUACCAGUGGGCUACGGCAUCCACAAGCUGCAGAUCGGCUGCGUGGUGGAGGACGACAAGGUGGGGACGGACCUGCUGGAGGAGGAGAUCCUCAAGUUCGACCUCUACGUCCAGAGCGUCGACGUGGCCGCCUUCAACAAGAUCUGAGCGCCGCAUUAAACACUCGCACUGACCACUCCUGCCUGCCGUCUGUCUCUC
Molecule: messenger RNA, 2823 nt
Organism: Synchiropus splendidus (mandarinfish)
Lineage: Eukaryota; Metazoa; Chordata; Actinopteri; Syngnathiformes; Callionymidae
Exons: 8
Coding region: 967-2772 (601 amino acids)
Biological process (GO): translational elongation
Cellular component (GO): cytosol; eukaryotic translation elongation factor 1 complex
Molecular function (GO): translation elongation factor activity; guanyl-nucleotide exchange factor activity
Source: RefSeq, a predicted model, not a curated record